AAGCCUUUAGGCGUCGCAGUGUGCAGCUAGAAGAGAGGUGGGCAAAGACAAAGCUUUGGGUCGACAAGGAGCUCCGGCACGCCGCGGAAAGAACCCACGACGAACAUUUAAAACGCGGCGGUGGCGACUACUUCACCAGAGAGCGAAUAUAUCAGAAUGGAAAGGAGCCCUACUCCGUCCUGUAUCAGGAGAACGUGGCGGACAUCUUGGACACCGUGCAGGCCGCCGAUAUCACCACGUACCGGGCCGACAUAUUGCGCGCUCUA
Messenger RNA from Amoebophrya sp. A120, 266 nucleotides. The record is from the annotation of a GenBank genome assembly. NCBI's taxonomy places the organism in Eukaryota, Dinophyceae, Syndiniales, Amoebophryaceae.